Leptonychotes weddellii (Weddell seal) is the source of this 10302-nucleotide messenger RNA. It is a transcript of the gene ZBTB37, whose product is annotated as zinc finger and BTB domain containing 37. The record is from RefSeq and is a predicted model, not a curated record. Gene Ontology annotation, molecular function: protein binding; DNA-binding transcription factor activity, RNA polymerase II-specific; RNA polymerase II cis-regulatory region sequence-specific DNA binding. Lineage: Eukaryota; Metazoa; Chordata; Mammalia; Carnivora; Phocidae. Gene Ontology annotation, biological process: regulation of transcription by RNA polymerase II.
ACGCUUCCUAACGCAGACUAAAGCCCCUCAAAUACCGAGGUGGCCAACCCCAUGGCGUUCCCGAUUCUCCCUCUUACAGCUCUCACCUUUCCAGUGCCGACGGUAAAGACCUUACUCCAGGGGCGUCCUCCUCACUGGGGAAUUGCCGGAAAGAGCAAACAAAAAAGGCGCUGGUGUAGGCUCCAAAAUAAACACAUCUGAAUUCAUGAUGGCAUCGACAGAGGCUCUUAUUGGAUUAAAAGUUUCAAAACAGACCAAAACGCUUUGGAAAAAGGGUUGAAUGCCUGCCUACAGCCUCAGGCACGACCAUGGAGAAAGGUGGGAACAUACAACUGGAGAUCCCGGACUUCAGCAACUCUGUCCUGAGCCAUCUAAACCAGCUGCGCAUGCAGGGCCGUCUCUGUGAUAUUGUGGUCAAUGUGCAAGGACAAGCUUUUCGGGCGCACAAAGUGGUACUGGCUGCCAGCUCACCCUAUUUCCGGGAUCACAUGUCCUUAAACGAGAUGAGUACUGUCUCCAUUUCGGUCAUCAAGAACCCUAGUGUUUUUGAACAGCUCCUCUCCUUCUGUUACACGGGGCGGAUAUGCCUGCAGCUGGCAGAUAUCAUCAGCUACCUGACGGCCGCCAGUUUCCUGCAGAUGCAGCAUAUCAUCGACAAAUGUACACAGAUCCUGGAGGGCAUUCAUUUCAAAAUCAAUGUGGCAGAGGUUGAAGCCGAAUUAAGUCAGACGAGGACAAAGCAUCCAGAAAGACCUCCAGAAUCUCACAGGGUUACACCAACUCUAAACCGUUCCCUUAGCCCGCGGCCCAAUACCGCAAAGGGAAACCGGCGAGGUCAGGUUAGCGCUGUGUUGGAUAUCAGGGAGCUCAGUCCUCCGGAGGAGUCCACCAGCCCUCAGAUAAUUGAACCGAGUUCUGAUGUAGAGAGCCGGGAGCCCAUCCUUCGAAUCAACCGAGCAGGACAGUGGUACGUGGAGACGGGAGUAGCAGACCGAGGGGCCCGCAGUGAUGACGAAGUCAGGGUCCUUGGAGCAGUGCACAUCAAAACUGAGAAUCUGGAAGAGUGGCUCGGGCCUGAGAAUCAGCCUUCCGGAGAAGAUGGGAGUAGUGCCGAGGAAGUCACAGCUAUGGUGAUCGACACCACAGGCCAUGGUUCUGUGGGACAGGAAAAUUACCCUUUAGGAUCUUCGGGAACCAAGGUGGCCCGGCCAACAAGCAGUGAAAUUGACAGAUUUAGCCCCUCCGGCAGUGUUGUUCCCUUGACGGAGAGACACAGAGCCAGAAGUGAGUCUCCUGGGAGAAUGGAUGAGCCUAAGCAGCCCAGCUCCCAGGUCGAAGAGUCUGCAGUGAUGGGAGUAAGUGGCUAUGUGGAGUAUCUCCGAGAGCAAGAAGUAUCUGAGCGGUGGUUCCGGUACAACCCCCGUCUCACCUGCAUCUACUGCGCCAAAUCUUUCAACCAGAAGGGGAGCCUGGACCGCCACAUGCGCCUGCACAUGGGGAUCACGCCGUUCGUCUGCCGCAUGUGUGGCAAGAAGUACACCCGGAAAGAUCAGCUGGAGUAUCACAUCCGCAAGCACACAGGCAACAAACCCUUCCACUGUCAUGUUUGUGGCAAAAGUUUCCCCUUCCAGGCCAUCUUGAAUCAGCACUUUCGCAAAAAUCACCCUGGCUGCAUACCCCUGGAGGGGCCUCACAGCAUCUCCCCGGAAACAACUGUCACAUCUCGAGGACAAGCUGAGGAAGAGUCACCUUCCCAAGAAGAGACAGUUGCUCCUGGGGAAACUGCCCAGGGCUCUGUGUCCACCACUGGGCCAGAUUGAAACAUCGAGGGGGAGGGGGCAGACCCUCUUCCCCUUUGGGCCGUCAGCAGCCAGCAUCAGGGCCAUGGGCUGGUACUUAGAUUUACAAAAUGCCACAUCACUAGAUCGGAAGAUGCUCCCAAGAUGUUGCCAAACUAGAGGAUCAGCAACAUACACAGAAGCACUAGAGGCUCUUCCCCUCCUCCUUCCCACCUCAUACUUUGGAAAAUAAUCAAGCAAAUCAACUUUCUAAUUCAGGGAUCAACAGCCUUGGUUUGUUAACUUUAUAAGAAAAAAAUUUUUUAACAAAACAAUGAUAAAUAGUCAUUUAUCUACCAGUCAUGUUUGAACACUGUACUUUGGUCCAUAUCAUCCUGGUGGCUGUAAUUGCCCGGAUCUAAAAAAACAGCAGGAGCCUUGGUCAUCUGAACCAGCCAGCCACCAGAGAGAAGGAAGUAGUUGUGAUGGUGACAGGGAGGAGGUAUUUCUCCUCUUCCUUCCCUGCCAGAACAUGCAGUUUCACAUUUGAGGAAAAAAAAAAGUAUCCUGGUGGUUCUUACUGUUUUGAAAGGUCAGACCUUAUCUUUCUCUGAUUAGGCAUCUGAUGAUACUUUGCCUGAUUGUUUCAUGUAAGCCGCUGUCUUGGAGCGGUGUUCUCGUGGGCAGCAUCACCUGAAGCACUUUAGGCAACUGGAAGUGAAAUGAGCAGCAGAGUGUUUGCAGUAGGUUCUGCUACAUUUGGGGGCUUGAGUGUCCUAUUGAGGAAGAGGGGAGCAGGGAAGGAAGUGGGAUUUUUGUGCAAAUUUCAAAUGGCGCAGAGUACUGCAACUUCCUGGUUGGUGUUUUUACACCACAGUGCUUAAUUAUCUUUGGGUGUUAGGAAAUGGCUCUAGUCCAGAUGAAUUAAUGUGUUAGGCUGAGUACCAAAGUUUCAUCCAGUCUCUCUGGCUCCUCCUUUCACGUAACAGCAAUAUUAUACAUCAAAAAUGUCACUUUCCAGUGAAAAGAGCCUGGACUGUAUUUUUAAAUCUACAGGUCUCCAUAUUUGAUAACUUUUAUAUGAAGUUUUAAACACAUUUUUUCUGCAAUAUUGUGGUUGAAGAAAUUCAACACUACGGUUCUUAUUGCAACCACAAUUCCAUUUCCUUCUACAUAUGUGAUAGUUUAUAUUUUCAAGCCAAUAGAAGAACCUCACUAAAUCCAUGUCUCGCGUCUGCAAACCUAGUAAUUCAUAAACCCACCAUCAGCAAAUUGCUGGUGACUCCAAAAGCUUUGCUUUUUAAUAAUACACUACAGGGCAUUCACCAGAAAACAUCAUGCACAAUCAUGUUGCAAUAAAUUGAUCAAGGGAUCAGUUUUGAUCAGGUUUGGUUACUUAAUCAUUCCUAAGAUUUUUAAAACUUCAAGGGACCUUUUUGGUAAUUCUGGGAAUUUCUGAGAUUCUUAAUCCAGCACUGAGAGUCAGAAAAAAUUUACCAAACAUGUAGAGUUUUAGAUGCCCUGUCUCGAAUUCAGAGAAUGAAGGAGGAUUAGUAAGGGGUGCGGGCAAGGAGAUGCUUACAGUACAAAUAGAAAAGAGAAAAAUCCAUAGCUUCUCCUAAUUGAUCAUUAAUGUUUUAAGAGUUUUUAAAUAUGCAGUGGUUUAAGCAGUUAUUUUGGUGCAGAGGCAUAGAUGAUUGUAAAAGAGAUGUGGGGCGGGGGCGGGGCUGGUCGUGCCUGCAUGGGUGAGCCAUUUGUGAGAAUGUUAGUGGGUAGGAAAGAAUGGCAUUUCUUUGAUGAUAGGAAGUUAGAGUGCAAAGAGUAACUCGUAAGCAAUCUGCAAAUUGUACCUACACAUAAGGCUGCACCGUGUCACUGGAGAGUGGUUAUUUUCUCUUCUGGAAAAAUGUAGAAAUGCGUCUUUCAAUAGGAAUGUAAUGAUGCUACCAUUUGAUAAGAGCCUACCCUUACACGAUCUGCCAAAGCAGUCUUGUCUUUCAGAGACAUAGACUGGGGCACUCUCCUCUUUAGUUGGGCAACAGCACGAUAGGGCCAUCUUAGGGACCAGCUAUGCUCUGUGGCCUAGAAGUGGAUUUGAAAUUAGACUCAAAUCUUUAGGGAAACCUUUUUGCAGGUCAUCCAGGCUGUCUGUGGACAGAUUCAUUACUGAAUAGGCAGGAAGGUGAGAAGUACAGAAUAUGCUGCUGUCGAUGGAGCUUUUAAGCCUACCAAAAAAAUGUUAAGUCCACCCUACUUGUGAGAAGUAGUAUGCUGGAAAGUUCUUUAUGCUUUGUUAGUUUCUUAGAUUUUCUGUGAGGAAAUAGAGCUUUUUUAAACUAUUACCAAAUUGUAAAGGUGAAGUGCAGUAAUCUUUGUCAAGAGAAACUCUGCAGCAUUUGUCAGUCCUCUGGCCAGGAUUAGCAACAAACCUCUUAAACAAGUAGGGACUGUUGAGCAGAUGUGGAAAUGCUGUGAGUGUUUGGUGGGUCCCUCUCCCUUGUCAUUCACUUGUCCUAGGUUUUCGCUGUAUUGAUACUGUGAAUAGAGUGCUACCCGGUCUCCUGGGACCACAGCAGCACGUUUGCUGGUUCUCGCCUCUUAAUUGGCCUAGCCCAGAGCCAUGAAAUCCAUGAACAUACAAGCCAGGCUAGCUUUUAAACAAAUUCAAGUUUCUGAAAGCAAUUUCCAUUUUAGCCACAAAGGCUUUUAUUAUUCUAAAUAACUAUCCAAGAUUCUUAUCCAGGUUCACUGUGACAUUGUCCUAGUUCUUAGCUAACAUCACUGUAGGGUCAUAGGAGUUCGUAGUGUUCUGUCUACAUUAAUGAAUAGCUGUAUUGGUGUAUGCACAGAGGAUACCUCUCUUAAGGAUGUACUAAAUGGACUUUAGCUAAUGCUGAAAACUCAUUACCAAAUCUUAACUUGCACAUGUCACCUUGUGAAGGGAACUGCAUUAGCAAUGAGAGCUAAAUCAUCAUUAAGUACUUUAAUGCCAUGAAAUAGCAAACACUGGGACCGUUUUCAUUCAUUGAGUGGCACUUAAUAGCAAAGGAGCUACCCAAUAUUCUCAGCAAAAGAAGAGAGACGGCAGUAUAUUAAUCUGUUUUCAUUCUAAGAGGUACCUUUUAUUCUCUCUGAACUCCAAUACCAGUAUAUAAAUAUAGCAUUGGCAUGAAUAGGAACACUGUACUUAGGCAGAAGGGCUCUUUCUAAUGACUUGUUCUCUCUUUACUCAGAACCAUAUUUACCUCUGAACCGAGUUGAGUUUUAUUUUAUGUAAUUUGCCAACUACCCCCAAGCCAUCAUUAUGCCAGACAGUUAAAUCUAAUCUUGAAUAAGUAAAAAUAAGUUUGUUCCUAAAGGAUAAGGAUUGGAAAAGAAGGGAGGCAGCAGUUGAGGAAAGUUUUCUUGUUAUUUUGUUUUUGGUAUUUUUAAAUGUUUCCAGUUCCCUCUAUAUCAGUGAAACAGAGUUUCCAAAGAUGUUGUGACAAUAGAAAUAAACCAUUCUCCUCCCACCUUCAUAGUUGAAAUCUGGCCUUGGUUGGAAGUGGUCUGAAGGAAGAGUAUUGAAAUAGUGAACUUCAUCCUUAGCUGAGUAGUCUCUGGUCAAGAAAUAACUUUAAAAAAUUUUAGCUGUUACUUGACACAAAUUUCGUUUCUUUUAACUAGUAAAAAUUAUAUUUUGUUUGACUAGAAGAUCUAAUUUAAAGAAAUAAAAACAACAGGUAAUGGAAAGGAAAUUCAGCUGAACAAAGACUGCAGUCUUCUUAAUCCUAGUGGAAGGCAUUUAAUCAGGAAGGGGUUGGAAUCCUGGAAGUUUUUCUCUCUUCAGAUCCAACAGACAGGUGUUUGUUUGUUUUCUCUUCCUCAGAUGCUCUCCUCUUACUGGUUUAAGGCAUAAGAGAGAGGCCUUUAUUGAACUUGUCUUUGAAAACGGGGGCUCUUUACCUUUGCCAUUGGGAAGGGUGCACAAUAUUGAAGUAUUUUAGUUGCUGAGAUUUAGAAAAGGGAUGCCAACCUAUUAAGUCAGGUAAACUCCUGGGUUUGAGAGGAUGCCCCUUAGCAAAGUGUAUCCCUAGAAUUUAUGAAUUAGAUAAGGGUUCAGCAGACUGCGGCCCCCAGGGCCCAAUUCUGAGGCCAUCUGUUUGUCUAAAGAAAGUGAUGGUGGAAUGGGGCCACACCUGUUCUUCAGGUGUUAUUUCUACUGUGAUGGCAAGGUGGAGUGCUUGUGACUCAGACCAUAUGGCCAGCAAAGCCUGAAAAUGUACUGUUUGUCACCUGACAGAAAAGUUUGCUAACUCCAGAAUUAGAUUUGAAAGAAUGACCUCCAAAUUUGUCACUCCGGCCAUUUUGUCUUUAUAAUAGUUUGGUUGAGGUUUUAGAUUCAUGUUGCCAUGUAUGCAUCAGUUUCUUGAAAGAGCUUGCCAUCUUUUUCUAGAUCUUUGUCUCAUAACCCUCUUUGUGUUCCUUCUUAAUGAUUCCCAUUGCUUUAAAAGCAUUUAGAAUAGCCUUACCAUCUGUCCUUGCCUUAAAGGUGCAGGUAGAUUAAAGUUUAGGAUAGUAGUUACGGAUGUAAGAAAAUAAUUUAAAAAAUAAUUCCCGUGAUAAUAAUGUAGGAUUAAAUGAGUACCAUGUUUACAUAAACUACUGUAAAAAAUUAAUGUUUUUGUAAGUAAGUUUUGCCAUUCCUCUGAGAACACUUGAACUGAUUUGCAUAAUGAUGGCAAGAAUGAAUUUUUUCCCAUUAGUAUAAAAAUUAACUUCUGUUAUGAAUAAGUGGUUUGAUUCUUACCCAAAAUACUGCUUUCUAGAUUAGAAAUCUCUACCCUUUCCCUGUACUACAAAUCUUCAUUUUCAUUUCCUCAAACUCACUCUGUUCCAUGUGGAGUAGUGAAAAGCCAAAUCUUCUUUCCUUCCUUUAUCUUUUUUUUUCCAAUGAAUGUUUUAAAAUAUAAUGAAAUCUCUGAGGACUUCAAAUUCCUCUUAGACCCAUCUUACAAAUUCUGUUACUAUCAUUUUUCUAAAUAUAUACUGGGCCAUUAUUUAUUUGCUCUCUGAAUGUUCAUUCUUACUGUUCAAAUAGCUUAUUUAUGCCAGAUGUGCAAAAAAUGGAAAAUGUUAGGAUGAUUAUUAACAGAAUUCCUUGCAAGAGGAGAAUAUAAUUGUUCCGCAUCUGGAAACCAUGCAUAGACUUCUGAGUUAAAUUUAUCAGGACAAAAUGUUCUAGGCCAUGCUGACACAAUGCAAUGAAUUUGAUUCAUACUUUGUUGUCAGCUCAACCAACACAAACCAAGUUCGGAUGAGUGACCUAACCUCCAGUAACGCACCUCUCUACUAGGCAUUUUAUUCUUAAAGUUCCUUUUUUCUAAGUUGGAUAUUAGUAAGUUUUAUAUGAUAUGCCCUAUGAGUAAUAGAUGACCCUUACCUGUAAAGUUCCAGAAUAUUUGCCUAGGUUAGAACUGCCUUGUCAUAGCACACUUAGAGUAAUACAGGGUUCUUGAGAUUUUGGAGUGUUGCUUUUCUGAAAAAUUUGGGAUUCUGAUUAAUCUGAGAUAUAGAACUUGUGAAAGCGAUUGAAUUUAGAGAGCCAGAUGAACCGUCUGCCAUUUCUAUGCGAAUGCGUUGAAAACAAUGUUGUUUGCCCAGCAUUAUAAUUUCUUUGAUAAUUACCAGUCUUAUGUUGUGCUGCCUUUGCUUUCUAGAGUCUGUUUCUCUGUUUUCAGUCUUCUCAUUUUUAGGUAGGCUUUUCCCAAGACCAGUCUUUUUACUUUGCAGUAAGUAGGUGUUUCUUGCUCAGGACAAGCCAAAGUUGGAUAUUAUGAGUCCCUUCAAACACCUGACUUAGUUACAUUCCAAAGGAUGUAAUUACUGACAGCAACAGUGGUAUUAAAACCCGGAGGAUAUCAGCACAGACUCUCCAGUUUUCUCGUAUAGGCAGACUACCUUUUCCCUCAACUGUGAGGAACAGCAAUGACUUAAAAGGCAGUUAUUACUUGAAAUGUAUAGUGUCUUCACAGAGUACGUACGUGAAUAAAUUUCUUCUCUCACAUCUUCCCCAUUAUCUAUAUAAUAAAUACUUCCCAUCUUUUUUUUUUUCUAGAUUUUAUUUAUUUAUUUGAGAGAGAGAAUGAGAGAGAGAGAUUUCCCAUCUUAACAUAGUUAAGAGGGGCUGGCUCACUCAGAUAGUGGAAACUUUAAGCAACAGAGCUAGGUUAUAAAGGCAGAGCAGUUCAUGACAAAUAAAACUCUUCUAAUGCUUGCUUCUUUCUUGUCCACUCAGUAAGUCCUGUUGAGGAGGCUAGAAUUCACCAUCCAGUUAAGGGAGAUAUAUGUGCAGCAUCUUAUAUGGACAACAGCACAAUUUAAUAUACUGUGAAUCUUAGAAUUUGCAUUAAUGCAUGAUGCCAAAAGUCAGAGUUUCUCGUGGGAAAAUGUUUCCUAUUCUGUGAAAUCACUUAUCUUAAGUGAUAAGUAGCAUACAGUAGAAUCUGUCCCAUAAAGUAAAUAUUAAGUACUUUUUGGUACCUGACCGUAUGCUUGGAAUUUAUACAACAAAAUUGAUUUUAGACAUAGUUUAGAUGUGGCUUCCUAUACUUGAGAGUCCUGAAUCCACUUGGUUGGAGUCUGGAUGUACGCUUUUUAAAAGCCUGCACUUUUCACCACAGAGAUCAAAGAGAAGGGAACAGAAUUAACUGUCCUAAAUGCUUUAGUGGCAUAAUUGCAGUUAAUCCUCAGAAUAAUCCUGUGAGUUAAUAACAGUAGAACUAAAAAUGGUUGAGAGUUUUUUUGAAUGCUUACUAUGUGCCAGGCACGGAUCCAUGUGUUUCACAUUGGUUAACUCACCUAAUCCUUACAGCAGUCCCAUGUGGGUAGACACUGUUACUCUCCUCACUUUAGAGAGGGAGAAAUAGAAAUUGAGGCACAGAGAGGUUGACCCAGGCAGUCUGACACUAGAGUUGACACUGUACUAGACUAUGUUGCCUUUAAGAAGUGUAAUUAUACCACAUUUUAUAGAUGAAGAGAGCCCAGGGUUACACAGUGAAUAAAUUGCAGACCCAAUAUUUUCCAGUCUGAUUCCAAAGCCCAGACUCUCUCCACUACAUCAUAUUGACUCUGUUUACUUAUAAAGAGUUGGGGUGACUUGGAAUAAAGAAUAGUCAGUAACAGUACUGCUUUCAGUGAAUUUUUAACUCAAGAAAGCAUGAUUGGAAGAUUUCUUCAAAAGAUAGUGUCUCUGAGCAGAUGUUGAAUGGUGAAUAUUUUCUGGAGGUAUUGCCCAUUGAUUCAGGAGUCGCCCAUUUGAUAGAUCUAAUUGUGACUCAGUUCAGGUUACCACCAAGGCAAAAAUUGAAAGAUAGCAUUCUUGUAUAUCUAGCUUUGUAACAAACUGCCCUAAACUAUAGUGACCUAAAACAACAAUUUUAUAUAUCUUGUGAUGUUGUGAAUCAGAAAUAAAGGCUCCUCUAGGCAAUUCUCUUGUUCCCUGUGGUGAUGACUGAGGUCACCUGGUCGUAUUCAGCAGGUGGUUGGACUGGUCUGGAGUGUCCGUGCUGAUCUCACUCACAUGCCUGACACCUUGCGGGAGGGCUAGAAGACUUGGGGCUCAGCAGGCCUCCUCUCCCCCUCUGGAGUCUCAGGGACUUUCCAUGUGGUCUCUGCGUCGGGGCAGUCAGACUUAUUAAAUGGCAGCUCAGGCCUCUAAGAAGCUGGGCAGAUGGUGCCAGGCCUCCAAGGCCAGGCUCAGAACUAUCAUAGAGUCACCCCCAUACGCUGUUGGUCAGAGAAGUCACUGGUCAGCCCAGACUCAAGGGGAGAGGAAAUACCACUUGAUGGCAUGUAUGUCAAGGAUUUGGGACUACUUUAAUCUGUCGUAGGUAGCAUUAGGUUAUUGAUUUCUCUGGGCUUUUCUGUGUUCAUUCAUUUGGGUUAGUUGUUUGUGCCAUAGAAACCACUUAUGAUGUCUACCGUGGGUCAGUCAAGGAGCUAGAAAGAGAAUGAGACACAUACCCCGUAAAGGUUUCAUUAGCUACCCACCCACUGAGUUUCACUUAUCUUAUAGCAAAAUUUCCAUUUCAUUUUUCUUUUGUUCCAAGUUCCAAGUGGUGAGCAUUUGCUGGUUUUGUUUUGUUUUUUUCUGUGAAGCUACAGUAACUGUACAUACUGAGCCAGAAAUACCCCAGAGGGAGUAAAAAGCUUGCUGUUAUAGAAGUUUAUCUGUUAGAGAUGUCAGCUGUAUUUAAGUUUACAAAUAGGCAAAAACUCCUGUGGUAUGGAAAAUUCAUAUGGCUACGAAAUCUCUUUCAACAGGAGUUUCUAUUGCGUGACUACAUGGAUCGUAUUCUUUAGAUAAUUGAAAGCUUCGCCUGCAUAUCCUAGUCCCACCUUAACUGACACCACACCACCUCAGGCACAGUUCAUCCCAUUUUUUAUCACCUUUCAUAUGGGAAAAUUCAUUGCUCAAUUUAAUAUGUUGUUAAUCCUUUAAAAUCAGCAGUUGAGGGGGCGCCUGGGUGGCUCAGUCGUUAAG